Molecule: messenger RNA, 819 nt
Organism: Striga asiatica
Lineage: Eukaryota; Viridiplantae; Streptophyta; Magnoliopsida; Lamiales; Orobanchaceae
Source: the annotation of a GenBank genome assembly
AUGACAAACCCUUAUGGUCGCUGGCAUAACGCAUGCAUUGCUGCAAAGAAAGAUCUAUUAUUGCAAGAAACAUUCUUGUACUUCAUCAAACAACAAAUCUUUAAGUUGGCCAUUGCAGAUUGCAGAAAGUCAGAGCAUCUCCAUUGCUCGUUCAUCUGCUCACAUCUGAAUAAUUUCAGUUCGAUUACCAUAGUUAUGGUGGGUCUUUCUCUUGGAGAGCAAAAUUUUAUAAAAGGUGGAAUUGCGCAGGAUUUGCGUACUGAUGGUCGUAAGCGAUUAUCUUACCGGCCCAUCUCUGUGGAGACUGGUGUCAUUCCUCAGGCAAGUGGCUCAGCAAGAGUGAAGCUUGGGGCAACAGACGUUAUUGCAAGUGUGAAGGCUGAGCUUGGAAAGCCAAGUGCAUCUCAUCCUGAUAAGGGGAAGGUUUCUAUAUAUGUAGAUUGCAGCCCGACCGCUGAGCCAACUUUUGAGGGCAGAGGGGGUGAGGAAUUAGCUACUGAGCUCUCAUCCGCACUUCAACAGUGUCUUUUGGGAGGUAAAAGUGGGGCAGGAGCUGGGAUUGAUCUCUCAUCUCUAUCCAUUGUUGAAGGAAAGAUCUGUUGGGAUCUGUAUAUAGAUGGUCUCGUUGUAAGCUCAGAUGGUAAUAUACUCGAUGCCCUUGGAGCAGCCAUCAAGGCAGCCCUAAGCAAUACAGCUAUUCCAAAAGUCCAAGUCGCUGCUAAUGCCCCUUCAGAUGAGCAGCCGGAGGUUGAUGUGAGUGACGAGGAAUUUCUACAAUUUGACACAUCUGGGGUUCCUGUUAUAAUUACUUUAACCAAG